This is a messenger RNA of Verticillium dahliae VdLs.17, 1767 nucleotides long. RefSeq lists its product as uncharacterized. The transcript is spliced from 2 exons. Lineage: Eukaryota; Fungi; Ascomycota; Sordariomycetes; Glomerellales; Plectosphaerellaceae. The record is from RefSeq and is a predicted model, not a curated record. Bases 1 to 1767 code for a protein of 588 amino acids.
AUGUCGGCGGUACCGAAGACUGAAGUCAAAGAUGAGACGCCCGAAGUCACGGCUCGGCGGCUCAAGAAGCGUGAGCUAGACCGCAAGGCCCAGCGCAUGGCCCGCGAGCGCACAAAGAGCCGCAUCGCCCACCUCGAGGAGCUCGUCGGCCAUCUAUCCCACAAUGACACCAACGCCGAGGUCUCCCACCUCAUGGAGCGCCUGCUGCAGACAACCCAGGAGCGGGACAAGCUCGUAGGCGUCCUGGCCUCGUUGGGCACCACGAUCCGCCACCAUACCGACGCCCUGACGGCAGCCCAAGCAGAAGGAUCGUCCAGUGCUGUCGUCGCCGCCAUGCAAGCCCUCAGUGACCGCAGCGAGCGAAACGUAGACGUCAAGCCCUUUGACCAGCAGGCACAAGCGCAAGCGCCACCCCAAGUUCACAACCACGGCCCGCUGACGACGAGCCACGGACAUCGUGAACCGUAUGCCCCUACUGAUCCUCACAUGCAGCAGCAUCCGUCGGCUCCGCCGCCGCCGGCAUACGGCUGGGGGUUCGAGAACCCCGACCUGCACCAGCAGCACCAGCACGCACAAAACACGGCAGCCAUGCCAACAUAUUCUUCACAGGACUUUGACAAGCUGCCGCCGGGAAAUCCGAUCGCUAUGCCGAGGAGCGACUCGGAGUUCUCUUCAGAGACCAACAUUUCGGGAGAACACUAUAUGGUGCCACCAUCAACAUGCCACCCACAAUGCGAAUGCCUCACCAUCAUAGAACCGCCGCCAGGCCACCCCGGAAGCGGCCGCAACACAUGGCGCGAUGCUAACAUCGCUCUGGGGAAGUCUGUGAAGCUGUUGGAGGCGGAUGCUGUUGAGGCCGAGGACCGCGCGAGCCAGGACACGCCGGUGCGGGCCAUCGUCGAAGGUUGGGACAGCGUCGAGCGGGCCGGCUUGAUGACGGAUUCAUGGCGUAAACUGCGGGUUCUCGAUGAUAUCUGCUUCUCAAAGUGCGGCGCCGUCGAGCGCUUGGCCGUGUUGAGGAUGAUGCACCUCCUCAUCUGUUGCCACGGCGAUCCCUCUCCAGAGCGCCUCGCUACGUUACCACGAUGGUACCGUAAGAGGCCCGGCAUCCGCGAGCGUUUCGUCUUCUCGCAACACCGCUACUGCACGAACCAGUUCUGGGAGCUCUUCCGCUCGAACCUCACCCUGGUCUGGCAGUUUGGCUUUGACGACUGCUUCAUGCAGAACACGGCGACGGGGCGCUUCGAGCUGGCGCCGCUCUUCGAGGAGCGCAUCCGCGACAUCAAGGCCUGGACCAUGAACGCCGACUUUCUCAACCAGUACCCCGAGCUCGCCGACGACAUACCCGUCUUCACCGGCAUCCCCGCCAAGCCGAGCACGCCGCGGAACGCCCUCGCGCAGCAGCAGGCGCGGUGGAGCACGACGCCGAGGCCCAUCAAGCGCGACGUCGACGAGCCGGCCGAGCUCGCGCCCCAACAGCAGCAGCAGCAGCAGCAGCAACAGCAGCGCCAGCAAGCCGAAGACGACCUGGCCAAGAGCUCGGCGCUCGUCGUCACGACGCAGGCGCCCGCGUUCGCCGACGACGAGUACAUGGCCCAGAGCCCCGACGUGCACGUCACCAUGGCCGGGCAGCCGACGUACGCCUACGACCAGUCCGGCGUCAUUGUGCCGACGACGCUGGCGCCGGCGGACCUCGGCCCGGGGGGGCAGCAUGUGUAUCCUGGCGGGUCGUGGUUUUACACAUACUGCCAGCCCGGCUAUACGUGA